CCCGCCCGCGCCGCGCCGCCGCCUUCCCGCGUCGCGCUGCCGCGGGGCAGGGGGCGGGGCUCCGGCGGCAGCGGCGCAAGAUGGCGGCCACCACGGCGGCGGUUCAUAUAUGAACAAAGAGCUGCCUUUAAGCAUCCCGAUAAGGCUCUUCCUAGGAGGCUGCAGACACCCGAGCCGCGACGCCUGCCCGUCCUUCAGGCUGGGAUGGCAGGAGUAAAAGUUCCUCGUAAUUUUCGUCUGUUGGAAGAACUUGAAGAAGGUCAAAAAGGAGUAGGUGAUGGAACAGUUAGCUGGGGCCUUGAAGACGAUGAAGAUAUGACACUCACAAGAUGGACAGGAAUGAUUAUUGGACCUCCAAGAACAAUUUAUGAAAACAGAAUAUACAGCCUUAAAAUAGAAUGUGGGCCUAAGUAUCCAGAAGCACCUCCAUUUGUAAGAUUUGUAACAAAAAUUAAUAUGAAUGGAGUAAAUAGUUCUAAUGGAGUGGUGGACCCCAGAGCCAUAUCAGUCCUAGCAAAAUGGCAGAAUUCUUAUAGUAUCAAAGUUGUUCUGCAAGAGCUUCGGCGUCUAAUGAUGUCUAAAGAAAAUAUGAAACUUCCUCAGCCACCUGAAGGACAAUGUUACAGCAAUUAAUUAAAAAAAAAAAUCAUGCCCCUUUAUUCAAUUUAAGCUGUCUUCAUUUUCCACAGUAGUAAAUUUUCUAGAUGCAUCUUGUAGACCUCAAAAUACUGGAAAGGAAGUUCCCAUUCAAAGGAGGUUUUUCUUGAGAUACUGUAAAUGAUACUAAUUUUUUCAUUUGAAAUAUAAGUUGUGCUAUAACAAAUAAUCCUGUCGUGUAACCACUGUCCACAUAGCUGAACUUCUGGUAUCAGGAAAAGUCUAUUUAAAUUUAUUACUGUCAAGACCAGUGUGGCACAUCUAACUUAACUGUGAAAGCAUACAUCCCACAAUCACCUUGCUGUGUGUCUGGCCUGGGUUGUUUUUUCUUGUUUUUUCUUUUUUUUUUUUCUUUUUCUGUCUUUUGCAAUAGAGUCGAAGCUCAGGGCUGUUUAUUAGAGUAGACACAAAGGUUUUUGCUUCCAGUACUACACUGGGCUUUACGGACUACUAACGGGGAUGUGUGCUAACCUCAGUCAUCCCUCCCUUUGUGCUAUCUCUAGUAAAGGCUGAAUGUGACUGUG
Molecule: messenger RNA, 1181 nt
Organism: Cygnus atratus (black swan)
Lineage: Eukaryota; Metazoa; Chordata; Aves; Anseriformes; Anatidae
Gene: UBE2V1
Product: ubiquitin conjugating enzyme E2 V1
Exons: 5
Coding region: 205-633 (142 amino acids)
Biological process (GO): DNA damage tolerance; protein K63-linked ubiquitination
Cellular component (GO): nucleus
Source: RefSeq, a predicted model, not a curated record